This is a messenger RNA of Lotus japonicus, 612 nucleotides long. RefSeq names its product early nodulin-like protein 20. Gene Ontology annotation, molecular function: electron transfer activity. Bases 1 to 513 code for a protein of 170 amino acids. NCBI's taxonomy places the organism in Eukaryota, Viridiplantae, Streptophyta, Magnoliopsida, Fabales, Fabaceae. The transcript is spliced from 2 exons. Gene Ontology annotation, cellular component: plasma membrane. The record is from RefSeq and is a predicted model, not a curated record.
AUGGAUGUUUUGAGCUUCACAAAAAUGGGGUUGAUGGUGAUGGUGAUGUUGAUGAUGUUGGCAAACAUGGCAAAAGGUGAGCCUCACUAUGUUGGAGGGAGCAAGAUAAGUUGGGCACCUAAUGUUAACAUGACUGAAUGGGCAUCUCAUGAGCACUUUCAUCUGAAGGAUUGGCUAUACUUUGGAUAUGAUAGGCAUAUGUUCAAUGUUCUGGAAGUGAACAAGACAAGCUAUGAAAACUGCAGGGACACAGAUUUCAUCAAGAACAUAUCAAGGGGUGGAGGAAAAGAUGUGUUUCAGCUGACAGAGGAAAAAACCUAUUACUUCUUAAGUGGAGGAGGGUUUUGUUGGGGAGGUAUGAAGGUUGCAAUUGAUGUUACUGAUUAUGUUGCACCAGCUCCUCAACCUGUUCCAUCAAAAGGAGGUUCUGAUUCAGAUGCUUCUGGCAUUCAUGUCUACCACACACUUGUACUGCUCAUCUUAGUCUUGAUGUCGAUCAUCCCAUUCAACUAACAUCAGCUACUAGAAAUAGCAGAACAUAAACUAGAUUUACAAUAUCAUCAACUAUAUACAUUGUGUUAAUUUUCUUACUUUUCCUAGAGCAUGUUUGGU